CUACCGGCUUGGGAACAGGCACGGAGUUGGCGCCGGAGAUACGAAGAGAGAGGCUUGGGAUCAAAGCUCCAGGGUUUCAAAGCGGUGAUCGAUGGGGACUAGGGUUCCGGUCCCGCAUUACCACCACCUGAGGCCGUCGAAUUCCUUCAUCGAGAGCUCGCUGCACGAUCUCAACACUGUCGAUGGACGAAACGGGGAGAUUGAGGGGAUCAGUGAUGUGGAUCGCGAUGCAGUUACUGAGGAUAGCUUGGAUAAUGACGACGAGUGCAAUUCGGUGGACUGCAUACAUGAUUCAUAUCGAAAUUCAUUACCCCUCCAUGAUGCCGGAGUAGAUGAAGAACGUGCUGCGCUUGAGAACAGUGGCAGGUCACCCUGUGCACCUUACAGUAUAUUGUCAAUUGAUGAUGUUUUGCCAAUUGAAAGUGCAAGAGCAAGAUUCUUACAAAUAAUAGUUGAUAAUUUCAUCAACGAACAUGUUGUUGCAGUGGAAGACACUCCGGACGUUAGCUAUAAUCAUGGACAUGAUAAAUUAAACAAAAGAAAGCCACGAGAUGUUCAGUGUGAAGGUGACCCAAGGUUUGUUUUGCCCUUGAUGUAUGUGGCAAAUUUGUACGAGACUUUAGUUAAUGAUGUGAAUGUGCGACUUUCUUCCUUGAAUGGAAUUCGGGAGAAGACAAUUGGGGUAGCUCUUGAAGCAGCUGGUGGUUUGUAUAGGAGGCUAGCAAGAAAGUUUCCAAGGAAAGGACCUUGUAGCUUUAAGAGAAGGGAACUAGCAACCUCUCUUGAAACACGCACAAGAUUUCCAGAGCUAGUAGUACAUGAAGAGAAACGUGUUCGCUUUGUAGUAGUCAAUGGUUUGGUGAUUAUUGAGAAGCCGGACAGCAUGAAUAUGGAGGAUGCAGAAUGGUUCAAGCGGUUAACUGGCCGGCCUGAGGUGUCUAUUUCUGCAAGGGAUUAUAAAUUUUAUUCCCCGCGUCACAAGUAUAGGCGGGUUUCAUCACAAUCCGUCUCUAACAUCCCUGGGCUUGCAGGAUUUUCAGCUGCUGAUAGCUCGUCUCCAUUAGCAAGUCCUACAGGAUUCCGUCCUCUCAGUGAGCCACAAAAUCAGCAGCAGCCUCCGCCAAAACAUCAUAUUCAACAGCUUACUCAGCAACCUCAGUUUCAUGCUGUCCACCAAACACAUAACCAAUGCAUGCAACAAACUCAACAAGCUACACAGUUUCCACAAAUGCAUCCAUGUACGCAUCCUUCUCAUUUACAAGAGAUUCCUCAUCAACAUCAGUCACCAACUAUGUCACAGCAUAUGGCCUGCAUGCAAUCCGUUUCUGGAGGCCUUGUUGGAGGGCGCUUGCAUUUGCUUCUCACAACUCCUGCCAAGUUUUGUGAUGAAUGUGGUGCACCUUACCUCAGGGAGACAUCCAAAUUCUGCUCCGAAUGUGGUACUAAAAGGUUAGGGACUUGAGAAGAUGUAUGAAAUGCUGGUUGAAUCCUUCUGUAAAUUAUUGGAGAACAUGAAAACACACAUUUUCCCUUUUUUUUCUUUUCUUUCUGUAAACUAUUGUAAUGCCAGAUAUUUGUUCAUCCACCUCUUGAAAGGAAAUUAAUGCUGACCAAAAGCAGUGCAGCACUAUUUUUUUUAUUUAAA
Molecule: messenger RNA, 1645 nt
Organism: Asparagus officinalis (garden asparagus)
Lineage: Eukaryota; Viridiplantae; Streptophyta; Magnoliopsida; Asparagales; Asparagaceae
Exons: 9
Coding region: 92-1462 (456 amino acids)
Source: RefSeq, a predicted model, not a curated record